This is a messenger RNA of Ananas comosus (pineapple), 1357 nucleotides long. Its product is annotated as peroxidase 11-like. The record is from RefSeq and is a predicted model, not a curated record. Gene Ontology annotation, biological process: response to oxidative stress; hydrogen peroxide catabolic process. Gene Ontology annotation, molecular function: heme binding; peroxidase activity. Lineage: Eukaryota; Viridiplantae; Streptophyta; Magnoliopsida; Poales; Bromeliaceae. The coding region runs from base 112 to 1110 and encodes 332 amino acids. The transcript is spliced from 4 exons.
GUUCCAUUCACAAUCAGAACCUACUUCGAAGUAAAAAAAUAGUUAGAGAUUGUAGAGAUCAGAUAGAGAUUGAUAGAGAGAGAGGAAGAGAGAUCAAACUAAGCGAACAACAUGAUUUCCUACUCUAGAGCUUCGGUUCUCGUCUUAGCUAUGGUGUUGGGGGCCUUCGUUGGGCCACUGGCGGCGCAGGACCCUUCGCAGUUGACGUUGGACUACUACGCGAAGAAUUGCCCGCACGCGCAGGAGAUCAUUCGAGCGGAGGUGGAGUGCGCAGUGCGCACCAACCCGCGCAACGCGGCCCUCCUCCUCCGCCUCCAUUUCCACGAUUGCUUCGUUCAGGGCUGCGACGGAUCGGUGCUGCUCGACGACACGGCGACGCUGAUCGGAGAGAAGCAAGCGGACCAGAACGUGAACUCCCUGAAGGGCUUCGACUUGGUCGACAAGAUCAAGCAAAAGCUCGAAGCCGAGUGCCCCGGAGUCGUCUCCUGCGCCGAUCUGCUCGCCAUUGGAGCUAGAGAUGGAACUGUUCUGCUUGGGGGACCAUACUGGGACGUGCCAGUGGGGAGAUUGGACUCGAAAACGGCGAGCCUGGAUCUAGCCAACUCCGACAUUCCGGCCCCAUCGCAGGGUCUCAUCACCCUCAUCGCCAAAUUCUGGUCUAAGGGCCUCUCCGCUACCGACAUGGUCGCACUCGUCGGAUCUCACACUAUCGGAGUUGCUCGAUGCUUCAACAUCAAGGACCGGAUCUACGGCGACUUCGAACUCACAGCCAAGUUCAACCCAUCCUCAGAACUAUACCUCAGCAAGCUCAAGGAGACGUGCCCCGCGCACGGCGGCGACGACAACACAAGCCCGAUGGACUACGUUUCGCCGUACGUCUUCGACAACGCCUACUUCGAGGGCCUUGUGCAGGGCGAGGGCGUGCUGUACUCGGACCAGCAGAUGUACUCGAGCCUCGUCGGCUACCAAACAGCCGAUUUAGUCAAGCAGUACUGGGCCGACCCGCUGCUGUUCUUCAAACAUUUCUCGGAUUCGAUGGUGAAGAUGGGGAACAUCACAAAUCCUGAGGGUGGUGAAGUGAGGAAGAACUGCAGAUUUGUGAACAGCUGAAUGCGCUUUCGCCUUUUUGGGUUCGUUUUUUAGUUGGUGCACGUACUAUUGCAUGCAUGCAUUGGUGGUUUUGAUUAUUGUCUUUGAUAUAUUGUAUGAACACGAAAUAAGAAUGUUUGCUCGAUCGAGAUUAUCAUUAUAUUGUUAUGUCGUGAUAGAGACAUGUUUAUUAUGUACGUACGUAGUCAAAUACAUCAUAAAUGUAUCUACAAAUUGGUAUUAAUAUUGAGGUCAGUUUUAUAUUGUA